UAAAAUAUUUUUAAAUUUGUAAUGGCUGAACCUUCAAAAAGUCCUGUUAAACUUACUUUGCAAAAUGAAAAAAAUAAACUUAGUGCAAAUAAUAAAAAUAGAAAAAGUAUUGUUACAACAACGGAGUAUCGAGAAAGACAGAAUAAAUUAAAAGCAAGAAAAGAAGUGUUAAAGGCAAGAUUUACUGAUGAGCAUAAGUUUAUAUUAUCUAUGGUUGCAUUUGAACUUGAGCUUUCAGAAGAAAUUGUUUUUGAUUUUGCUGUUGAGUCUGAAGAGGGUGUGAAACUUUUUGAUAACUUUAUUGAAGCUAACGGAAGAAGAACACUUAUUUUUUUCUAUCAGGAUUCAAAUGAGGACAGCAGGAUUGAAGUUAGUUCUAGAAGCAUCCAGUCAAGUGAACCUAAAGAGCUUUUUAUAACAGAUGGAUUUGGAAAACCAUUAACUGGUCUUCUUCUAUAUUUUGUUAAAUCUAGUACAAAAGCUUUGAAAUUAAUAAACAUGCAUGAGGAAGUUUGUUUUGGAUCAAUGGACUGUUCAAAUGGGUGUGGUAUUCUUAAGGCUAUAUCUCAAUGUAUGUCUAGAGUUUAUACUCCAGCUUUGAAUGCCCUUGAAAAAUGGGGAGAUUUAGACAAUACUUCACAAGGUUUAAAAGCUCGAGAUCAGUUUUUGAAAUCAAUGACUCAUUUCAAUCAUUUUGUUGAAGUAACCAGUUUAGCAUUGUGCAACUCAAUUGAAUUAAAGAAGUGUGAAUCUAUUAAUAUAUGUGAUUAUACAUGUGUGGCAGAUUACUAUAAGAUUGUAAAUAAUCCAGAAGAAAUAACUUAUUUAGAAGAUCUGGUAAAAGCAUGGUGUAAACAAAUUGAACAGAUUUUAGCAGAAAGUGAACAGAUGCGAAAGGAGGCGGACGACACUGGCCCUAUAGCAGAGUUAGAGCAUUGGAGGCAACGAAGAGCCAAGUUUAACACACUACUUGAUCAAAUAAGACAUCCACAAUGUAAAACAGUUAUUAUUAUAUUGGUUCUUGCUAAGAGUAAAGUUAUUAAGAUAUGGAAAGAACUUAAUAACAGAAUUACUGAUUCAGCUAACGAAGCUAAAGAUAAUGUUAAAUAUCUUGAUACAAUUGAGAGAUCCUGCGAACCUUUGUAUGAAAGUGAUCCUUCAAAGAUGAUUACUUCAAUUGCAAAAUUAAUUAGUGCGAUUCAGAUUAUUCAUUCUACAUCACAGUAUUAUAAUACACCUCAGAGAAUGACAUCAUUGUUUAUUAAGGUCACAAACCAAAUGGUAACAGCUUGUAAAGAUUAUAUCACUGAAAGGAAUAAGGAAAAGAUUUGGGAUCAGCCACGACAAUCUUUAAUUGAAAAGUUAAACAUUUGUAAUCAAUUAAACAAAGAAUACCAACUCUGCUUUCAGAGGACUAAGAAAAAAAUUGAAGGAAAUCCUCACGAAAAGCCAUUUGAGUUUUCAGAAAUGUAUAUCUUUGGAAAGUUUGAUACAUUUUGUAGAAGAACACAAAAGAUUAUUGAGUUGAUAAGAUAUAUAGAAACAUACAGCAUUUUGCAUGAAUCAAAAAUUGAGGGCAUUGAUGCUAUUGCAGUUCGUUUUGAAACAAUUUAUAAGAAUAUAAAAAAAAAACCUUACGACAUUCUUGAUCACAGGAAAGUGGAUUUUGAUCAUGAUUUUGAUGACUUUAAAAGAUAUAUUGGAGAAAUAGAUAGUCAGCUUCAAAUUUUUAUCGAUGAUUGCUUUGAAAAAACGACGUCAACAGUUCAAGCGCUUCAACUUCUUGCAAGAUUUGAGAAGCUUAUGAUACCAAGUUUAAAUGAUACAAUCGAUUACAAGUAUGAUCAGCUGUUUAUGCAGUUUGGAGCUGAAAUAAUCAAAGUGGGCAAACUUUAUGAAAAAUAUAAAGAAGAUCCUCCUAUUUCCAGAGUUAUGCCUCCUAUUGCAGGCAAGAUUUCUUGGGCGCGUCAGUUAACAUACAGUAUUCGUGAACCAAUGAGUUACUUUGAAACACGUCAAUCUACCUUAUCUAAAAAAGAUGCAUUAAAAGUUGUUCACAUGUUUAAUAAAGUGGCACAAGUUUUAUUGCAGUUUGAGAUGGUGUAUCUUGAUGCAUGGUGUAAAGAUGUUAAUACUAUAAAAUUAGGACUUCAAGUUUCAUUGCUUGUUCGUUAUGAAGAUACUUUUUUGGUGAAUUUUGAUCCACUAAUUUCUCAGUUAAUUAGGGAAACAGACUGUUUGAUUAAGAUGGGUGUUAAUGUUCCUGAAAGUGCCUUGUCGAUUUUUAAAAGAAAAGAACAGUUGAAAGAAGAUUAUUAUUUGAUAAAAAGUAUGAUUGAUGAAUAUUGUGAAAUAAAGAAAGUUGUUUUACCCAUAUUCCUGCCUAUGAUGAGACCUUAUUUAAACAAGAUAGAGGCACGAAUAUCACCAGGGUUAACUAUGUUAAGCUGGAAUUCAUUACGAAUUCAUGACUUUGUCAAUGAUGUACAUACACAUUUGAAAGAAUUUAAAGUUCUCAACAAACAAGUAAUGGACAUACAUGAUGCACGGAUAGAUUUACUUUUAGAAGAAAUAAUAAAUACAGAGUUGUGUGAAGUUCCAAUAGAUAAACCUUGGACUAUAGAAGAAUUUGAAACAAGAACAACUGAGCUAUGCAAUCUUGCUUCAAUUAAAAUAGAAAGGAAUAGCAGUAGAAUAGAGGAAGCAGUGUUUUCAAUCAUAGAAAUUUUGAAUGGAUGUUAUCAAAAGCUAAGUGAUGACUCUGAGAUAUCAAAUGCAGCUUCAGAUCAAAAUGAUACCUCUCCAAAAAAGAUUACCUGGAAGAAAAAAUGUCUCUUAAAUGAGGAAAAUGAAGAAGAAAGAUCAGAACUUAUAAAUAUAUUCAAUAACAAACUAAUUGAUGCUCUUUUAAGAUGCAUACGAAACUCUUUAGAUGUACUUAAAAGAAGAUUUCAAGGCAAAUCUUACAACUCCAAUGAAAAAAAUUCCAGCUACUCUGCAUUGCCAUUUUUCAAAGCAGACAUUGUUCUUUCAAUUCCAAAUGUGAUUUUUCAACCUUCAAUUGAUGAUAUCCAACAAGUUUUAAAUAAGUGUUAUCAUUCUAUAUUGGAGGUUUGCAAAAAUGUGCAUCAAUGGAGUCAGGUUAAGGAUUCUGAAUCUGCAAUUCCAAAAUCAAAAAAUUUUUAUAAGUACAUAACUGAUCAUAAAGAUGUGAACAAACUUUUGGUUAUGUUAAGCUCAGCAAUUAGUUCUACAAAAGCAGACACAAAUCAAUGCAUUGAUUACUUCAAUAAAUUUGAUUUUUUAUGGAAAGCAGAUCGCGAAGGUACAAUAAAGAACUUUAUGCUUACCGAUCCUAUUUUAUCUGAAUUUAAAGCAGAAAUUAUCAGGUAUCAAGAUAUUGAACAAAGCAUAAAUGAAAUACCUAACAUAUUUUACUUUGGUCAUUGUACAAUUCAACUAAAUUCAGAACCUAUCAAGGUUGCUCUUAAAGUAGAAGCUCAAUCAUGGAAGUUGGCAGUAGGGCAAGCAUUAAAUUCAAAAUAUUCAAGCAUUCUAGAAGAAAUAGUUUCUUUCAUUGCUGAUUAUUCUAGGCGUCUUACACACCCUAUCCAGGACUUGGAUGAUAUUCGAUUUGUUAUGGCAGCUCUUUCAGAUAUCAGAGAAAAUGAAAUACGUCUUGAUAUGUCAAUAAGUCCUAUUGAGGAAACUUACAGCCUGUUAAAUCGAUUUGCAGUUCAGUACAAUAGAGAAGAAUCAGAAAAAGUGGAUUCCUUGAGAUAUUCUGUUAAGAAAUUGUUGAGUCAAGCUUCUGGAGUUCAAACUGAACUGGUUAAGAUUCAACCAAAGUUUCGGGAUACCUUGUUAGAAUCAGUUGAAGUAUUUAAAGUUGAACAGAAAGCAUUUACUGAUGAUUAUCUCAUGGUUGGUCCAAUGGUACAUGGAAUAACUCCUCAGGAAGCUAGUGAUAGAUUAGCUCUUUUUCAAAUACGCUUUGAUGAUUUAUGGAGGAAAUAUCAAACUUAUUCAGGUGGUGAAGAAUUGUUUGGGAUUCCAUUAUCUGAGUAUCCUCAAAUUAUACAAAUUAAAAAAGAACUUGGGCUUUUGCAAAAGCUUUAUGGGUUGUACAAUGCUGUCAUUGAGACUGUUAAUAGUUAUUAUGAUAUUCUAUGGCAUGAUGUUGAUAUUGAAAAAAUAAACACUAGUCUUUUGGAUUUUCAGAGCAGGUGUCGUCGCUUGCCAAAAGCUUUAAAUGAGUGGGAUGCAUAUAUUGAGUUGAAUAAAAAAAUUAAUGAUUUUAAUGAGUGUUGUCCACUUCUGGAAAUGAUGGCAGAUAAAGCUAUAAAGCAGCGCCAUUGGGAUCGUAUGGAAGGAGUUACUGGUCAUCAUUUUGAUGUAGACAGUGAAAAUUUUUCAUUGAGAAAUAUUAUGGAGGCUCCUUUACUAAAACAUAAAGAAGAUAUUGAGGACAUUUGUAUUUCUGCUGUGAAAGAGAAAGAUAUAGAAGCUAAGCUUUCAGUCAUUGUGUCAAACUGGACAGUACAAGAGUUUACAUUUGGGUCAUUUAAAGCUCGAGGAGAACUACUUUUAAAAGGUGCUAACACCACAGAUAUAAUUGCACUACUUGAAGAUAGUCUUAUGAUUCUUGGAUCGCUUAUGAGUAACAGGUACAAUGCACCAUUUAAGAAAGAAAUUCAAACGUGGGUGUAUAAUUUGUCUAACACAUCAGAUAUAAUAGAAAGUUGGAUGGUUGUUCAAAACUUGUGGAUUUAUUUAGAAGCUGUGUUUGUAGGUGGAGACAUUGCUAAGCAGCUUCCCAAGGAAGCAAAAAGAUUUCAAGGUAUUGAUAAGUCUUGGGUUAAAAUUAUGGCCCGUGCACAUGAAACACCUAAUGUUGUUCAAUGCUGUGUUGGAGAUGAGACAAUGGGGCAAUUACUUCCUCAUUUACACGAACAACUGGAAUUGUGUCAAAAGUCUUUAACCGGAUAUCUAGAGAAAAAGCGUCUUCUUUUUCCUCGUUUUUUUUUUAUAUCUGAUCCUUCACUACUUGAAAUUUUAGGUCAAGCUAGUGAUAGCCACACUAUUCAAACGCACUUGCUUGGCAUUUUUGAUAACACAAAAAAUGUUGGAUUCCACCCUCAAGAUUAUGAUAGAAUUAUUUCUAUUAUCUCAAGUGAAGGAGAAACUGUACAGCUUGACAAGCAUGUUGUUGCCAAGGGUAAUGUUGAAGUUUGGUUAUUAGAAUUACUUAAUGAAGCACAGCAUUCUCUUCACAAUGUUAUUCGUGAUGCAUCUAUUGCUCUCAAAGAUCCUGGAAUUGAUAUAAUGAAUUUUUUUAAUACCUUUGUUUCACAGGUUGGUUUACUUGGCAUUCAAAUGAUUUGGACACGAGAUGCAGAGGAAGCAUUAGAAAAUUCAAAACAAAACAAGCUUAUAAUGAAGCAAACCAAUCAAGCAUUUUUAGUUCUCUUAAAUUCCCUUAUUGAUGUCACCAUACGAGAUCUUACUAAAGUGGAAAGAACAAAAUUUGAAACUCUUGUAACAAUUCAUGUCCAUCAAAGAGAUAUAUUUGAUGAUCUUGUAAAAAUGCAUGCUCAUAGCACACAGGAUUUUGAUUGGUUGAAACAGUCUCGAUUUUAUUUUCAUGAAGAUACCGACAAGUGUAUUGUGUCAAUUACUAAUGUUAAUUUUGAAUACCAGAAUGAGUUUCUUGGAUGUACUGAUAGAUUGGUAAUUACACCUUUAACAGAUCGUUGCUACAUAACAAUUGCUCAAGCUCUUGGUAUGUCUAUGGGUGCGGCUCCUGCAGGUCCAGCUGGAACAGGAAAAACAGAAACUGUGAAAGACAUGGGUAAAGCUCUUGGAAAGUAUGUUGUUGUUUUUAAUUGUUCGGAUCAAAUGGACUUUAGAGGCUUAGGAAGAAUCUACAAAGGACUAGCUCAGGCUGGUGCAUGGGGAUGUUUCGAUGAGUUUAAUCGCAUUGAAUUGCCAGUAUUAUCUGUUGCAGCUCAACAAAUCUAUAUUAUACUGACAGCAAAAAAAGAAAGAAAGAAGGAAUUUGUUUUUUCUGAUGGCGAUGUUGUUGAAUUAAAUACAGAAUUUGGAAUCUUUUUAACAAUGAAUCCAGGUUAUGCUGGUCGACAAGAGCUUCCAGAAAAUUUAAAGGUUCAGUUCCGUACUGUUGCAAUGAUGGUCCCUGAUAGACAAAUUAUUAUGAGAGUAAAACUUGCUGCUUGUGGUUUUCUAGAAAAUGUUAUCCUUGCUCAAAAGUUUUACACGCUAUACAAACUAUGCGAAGAGCAACUUACUAAACAAGUGCAUUAUGAUUUCGGUUUACGAAAUAUUCUUUCUGUUUUGCGAACACUUGGUUCAAACAAAAGACUAAAUCCUACAGACAGUGAAAGUACAACUGUUAUGAGAGUUUUACGAGAUAUGAAUCUCUCUAAAUUGGUUGAUGAAGAUGCUCAAUUGUUUUUGAGUUUAAUUGAUGACUUAUUUCCUGGAAUUAAACUUGAAAAAGCUGGGUAUCCCCAACUAGAAUCAUUUAUACAAAAAAAUGUUGAAGAUAAUGGUUUUAUUUUUCAUCCCCCUUGGGUGCUCAAAGUCAUCCAAUUGUUUGAAACUCAGAGAGUUCGCCAUGGUCUUAUGUGUUUGGGACCUAGUGGUGCAGGGAAAUCAGUAUGUAUAACUAUGCUAAUGAAAGCUUUAGGAGAUCAAGGUGAGCCACACAGAGAAAUGAGAAUGAAUCCAAAAGCUAUAACUGCACCACAAAUGUUUGGCCGUUUAGAUGCUUCAACUAAUGAUUGGACUGAUGGAAUUUUUUCAACACUGUGGAGAAAGACGUUGAAAACAAAACCUGGAGAGAAGGUCUGGCUAAUACUUGAUGGACCAGUUGAUGCUAUCUGGAUUGAAAAUUUAAAUUCUGUUUUGGAUGAUAAUAAAACUCUAACAUUAGCAAAUGGUGAUCGCAUAGUUAUGUCACCUCAAUGCAAAAUAUUAUUUGAAGUUCAUAAUAUUGAUAAUGCAUCGCCAGCUACUGUUUCAAGAGUAGGAAUGGUGUUUAUGAGUUCUUCUAUACUCAACUGGAAACCAGUGCUUCAGGGUUGGUUGCGAUCCACACGUGCUCCUACAGAAGCUGAAGCUAUUCAGUCAAUAUUUGAUAACAUUUUUGAUGGGAUAUUAGUUCUAAUUUAUCAAAGUCUAAAUCCUAAAAUGGACUUGCUUCAAAUUAAUAUUGUUAAACAAGCUAUUGACCUGAUGGAAGGAUUAAUUCCCAAUCGGCAGGUGCAUGGCCUUCUUCCAACAAAUCACCUAAAUAAACUAAUUGUGUUUUCUAUUAUGUGGAGUGCAGGGGCACUGUUGGAGUUGGAUGAUCGUGUUAAAAUGGAGCAUUAUUUAAGAUCUUGCAAUUGUCUUGAUUUACCACAAAUUACUGAAGGAUCACAAGAAACAAUCUUUGAGUAUGUUAUUGAUAAAAAUGGUGAUUGGGAACAUUGGAGAAAUCGAGUUGAAGAGUAUAUAUAUCCAAGUGACUCAAAACCUUCAUAUUCAUCUAUUCUGGUUCCAAAUGUUGACAAUGUUUGUAUUGACUUCCUUACAAAUACUAUUGCAAAACAGGGAAAAGCAGUAUUGUUGAUUGGUGAACAAGGUACUGCAAAAACUGUUACAGUGAAAGGGUACACAAACAAGUAUGAUAUUGAACAGCAUAUGAGUAAAUCCUUUAGUUUUUCGUCUGCAACUACUCCAGACAAUUUUCAGAGAACGAUAGAGAGUUAUGUAGAUAAACGUGUUGGUUCAACUUAUGGCCCUCCUGCUGGUCGAAAGAUGACAGUUUUUAUUGAUGAUAUAAAUAUGCCUGCUAUUAAUGCUUGGGGUGAUCAGAUUACAAAUGAAAUUACACGUCAAGCCAUGGAAGCUCAUGGGUUUUAUAAUCUUGAUAAACCCGGAGAAUUUACAUCACUUGUUGAUAUUCAGUUUAUUGGAGCUAUGAUUCAUCCAGGUGGUGGGCGUAAUGACAUUCCACAACGUUUAAAACGACAAUUUUCUAUAUUCAACUGCACUCUUCCAUCUAAUGCCUCUAUUGACAAAAUAUUUGGAGUAAUUGGCUGUGGUUGGUUUUGUUCCAAGAGGUUUGGACCAGAUAUAGCCGAUUUAACAUCCAGACUUGUUUCAUCAACAAGAAUACUUUGGCAAAGAACAAAGAUCAAAAUGUUACCAACACCAGCAAAGUUUCACUAUGUUUUUAAUUUGCGUGACUUAUCUAGAAUUUGGGAAGGAAUGUUGAAUUCAUCAACUGAUAGUGUAACAACUGUUAAAAGUUUAAUUAAUCUAUGGAAGCAUGAAUGCACUCGUGUAAUUGCAGAUAGGUUUGCAAACUCUGAAGACAAAUCUUGGUUUGAAAAGGCUCUUUGUAGUAUUGUUGAAGAAAAUUUUCCUGAAUUUUAUGACCUAAUGGAUAGUGAACCUUACUUUGUUGAUUUUUUACGUGAUGCUCCAGAAGCCACAGGAGAAGAGAGUGAUGAUGCCAGUCUUGAAGCACCUAAAAUCUAUGAGCAGGUAUCAAGCCUUGACAUUCUCUCUGUAAAACUUACCCAGUCAAUGGCACAUUACAAUGAAGUAGUUAGAGGAGGUGCUCUUGAUUUAGUCUUUUUUAAAGAUGCUAUGACUCAUUUAGUUAAAAUUUCCAGAAUAAUACGUACACCAAGAGGAAAUGCAAUACUGGUUGGUGUUGGUGGGUCUGGUAAGCAAAGCUUGACUCGUUUGGCUUCAUAUAUUGCUGGUUACCAGAUAUUUCAGAUAACCUUGACAAGAUCAUAUAACCAAACAAACUUGGUGGAUGAUUUGAAAAUUUUGUAUAGAGUAGCAGGAGCUCAAGGAAAAGGGAUAACAUUUUUGUUUACAGAUAAUGAAAUAAAAAGUGAAGGAUUUCUUGAGUACAUAAAUAAUGUUCUUUCAUCUGGUGAAGUAUCAAAUUUGUUUGCAAAAGAUGAGCUUGAUGAAAUCACAAAUAACCUAGUUUCUGUCAUGAAGAAAGAGUAUCCUCGAGUACCUCCUACUCAGGAUAAUCUCUACCAAUACUUUAUUUCUCGAGCAAAAAAUAAUCUUCAUGUGGUUCUUUGUUUUUCUCCUGUUGGUGACAAGUUUCGAUCUCGUGCCCUGAAAUUUCCUGGUUUAAUUAGUGGGUGCACAAUGGAUUGGUUUAGUAGAUGGCCGAAAGAUGCUCUGAUAGCAGUAGCAGACUACUUCUUGUCUAAAUUUGACAUUGAGUGUACUGUAGAAACAAAAAGAUCUGUUGUUGAAACCAUGGGUGUUAUACACGAUGGUGUAGCUCAAUCGUGUAAUGACUAUUUUGAAAGAUUUCGUAGACAAACAUAUGUUACACCUAAAUCCUACUUAUCAUUUAUUGAUGGUUACAAAAACAUUUACAUAGACAAAAAAAGUGUGAUUGGAGAACUUGCAGGUAGAAUGAAAACUGGGCUUGAUAAACUUAUAGAAGCUACUGAUUCUGUAGCUAAACUUGCAAAAGAAUUAGUUGUCAAAGAAAAAGGUUUGAUUAUUGCUUCUGGAAAAGCUGAUAAGGUUUUAAAAGAAGUAACUGUAAAAGCACAAAUAGCUGAAAAAAUCAAAGCAGAUGUGCAGAAAGUAAAAGACAAAGCCCAGUCUCUUGUGGAAGAUAUUAAUGUCGAUAAAGGAUAUGCAAUGAAAAAGUUAGAAGCUGCAGCGCCUGCUUUAGCAGAAGCAGAAAAUGCUCUUUUGACAAUAAAACCAGCACACAUAUCAACUGUGCGCAAACUUGCAAAGCCACCUCAUCUUAUUAUGAGAAUUAUGGAUGCAGUGUCAUUACUUUUUCGUAGACCUCUUAUUCCUGUUAUCCCUGAUCCUAAUUUUCCUUGCCCUACACCUUCAUGGACAGAAUCGCUUAAACUGAUGAGCUCAGCAACAUUUUUACAAGGCCUUGUGCAGUUUGAUAAAGACACAAUUACAGAAGAAAUAGUGGAAUUGCUUGAACCAUAUUUGAACAUGGCAGAUUACACUUUUGAUGGAGCCAAAAAAAGUUGUAGUGAUGUGGCUGGUUUGUUGUCAUGGACCAAAGCAAUGUCAUUUUUUUAUGGAGUCAAUAAGGAAGUUCUCCCAUUAAAGGCUAACUUGAUUGUUCAAGAGGCUAAAUUAAAAGUUGCACAAGGAGAUUUGGAUGAAGCCCAAGGUGUUUUAAAUCAAAAACAAGCUGAACUUGAUGAAGUGCAAGCAAUGUAUGAUGCUGCAAUGAAUGAAAAACAGGAAUUGCUUGAUGAUGCUAUUGGGUGCAAAAAGAAAAUGGAAGCAGCAUCUGCAUUAAUUGAUGGGUUAGGGGGAGAGCGAGUUCGAUGGAUACAUCAAAGCAAAGAGUUUCAGGAAGCUAUAGGAAGAUUGGUUGGUGAUGUACUUUUAGCAACUGGAUUCUUAUCAUAUUCAGGUCCUUUCAAUCAAGUAUUUAGAACACGAUUAAAUGAUAAAUGGCAAUCCGAAAUGAAAAAAAGAAAAAUACCAUACACAGAAAAUAUCAAUCUUUCCGCUAUGCUUGUUGACAAUGCUACAAUUAGCGAAUGGAAUAUUCAAGGUUUGCCAAAUGAUGAUCUUUCAAUACAAAAUGGUAUCAUUGUCACAAAAGCAACUAGGUAUCCUUUGUUAAUUGACCCACAAACUCAAGGUAAAUCUUGGAUAAAAAAUAAAGAAAGGUGUCAUGAACUUCAGGUCUCAUCUCUUAACCACAAGUACUUUCGUAUACAUUUGGAAGACUGUUUAUCUCUUGGCAAGCCAUUGCUGUUAGAAGAUAUUGGUGAAGAAUUAGAUCCUGCAUUAGACAACGUUUUAGAAAAAAAUUUUAUCAAAUCUGGAAGCACUUACAAAGUCAAGGUUGGUGAUAAAGAGUGUGAUGUAAUGAAUGGAUUUGUUUUGUAUAUGACAACAAAACUUGGAAAUCCAUUAUUUACUCCAGAGGUGUAUGCACGAACAGCAAUCAUAGAUUUUACUGUUACAAUAAAAGGAUUGGAAGACCAGCUACUUGGUCGUGUUAUUAACACCGAAAAACAGGAGUUAGAAGGAGAAAGGCUAAAAUUAAUGGUUGACGUUGCAGCAAACAAAAGGAAGAUGAAGGACUUAGAAGACAAUUUAUUAUUUCGUUUGACAAGUACAAAGGGUUCACUUGUGGAAGAUGAGUCAUUGGUUGCUGUUUUAAGAACAACCAAGGAGACAGCACAAGAUGUCAGCGAGAAACUUAUUAAUGCUGGAGAAACAGAAAUAAAAAUAAAUAAAGCUCGAGAAGAGUUUCGCACUGUUGCUACUAGAGGAAGUAUAUUAUACUUUUUAGUGGUUGAAAUGAGCAUGGUUAACAAGAUGUAUCAAAUUGCUUUACAGCAGUUUUUAAAUAUAUUUGACAUGUCAAUGGCAAAAUCUGAGAAAUCUCCAAUUCCUGCAAAACGUAUUUCAAAUAUUACUGAAUUUCUUACAUUUGAAGUUUACAAAUUUGCUGUUCGUGGAUUAUAUGAAAAAGACAAGUUUAUGUUUACUUUGUUGUUGUCGUUAAAAAUUGACAUUGGAAAAGGAAGUGUUAAAACAGAAGAAUUUUCUUGCUUUAUUAAAGGGGGUGCUGCCUUAGAUUUAAAAUCAGUUCAGCCUAAACCUUACAAGUGGAUUUCUGAUAUGACCUGGCUUAAUUUAGUUCAACUUAGUAAGCUUCCAACAUUUUCAGGGAUCUUAGAUCAGGUUUCACGAAAUGAAUCAGCUUGGAAAAGUUGGUUGGAUAAAGACAAUCCUGAAGAACACCCUAUACCAGAUGGUUACCAAACUUCACUUGACACAUUUAAAAAACUUUUACUAAUACGAUCUUGGUGCCCAGACCGCACUUUAUCACAAGCUCGCAACUAUAUUUCAGAAUCAAUGGGAGAAAAAUAUGCUGAAGGAGUCAUAUUUAAUAUUGAAACUUUAUGGGAAGAAAGUGAUAUCAAAACACCUUUGAUCUGUUUGCUAUCAAUGGGCUCUGAUCCAACAAGUGCAAUCGAAGGUCUUGCAAAACGCUUUAAUAUUGAGUGCAGAGCAAUAUCCAUGGGACAAGGUCAAGAUGUACAUGCAAGAAAGUUGCUCCAACAGUCUUCAGUCAGCGGUGGUUGGGUGUUGUUGCAGAAUUGUCAUCUUGGUUUGGAUUUUACAGAUGAGUUGUUAGAAUAUAUGCUCUCCAUAGAAACAGCACAUUCUACAUUUAGAUUAUGGAUAACAACAGAGGAGCAUGCAAAGUUUCCUAUUGGUCUUCUUCAGUGUUCGAUUAAAUUUACAAACCAACCUCCGCAAGGUAUUAAAGCAGGAUUGAAAAGAACAUAUGCAAAUGUUUCUCAAGAUCAACUUGAUAUAUGUUCAUUACCGCAAUGGAAACCAAUGUUGUUUGCUGUUGCAUUUUUGCAUACUGUUGUGCAGGAGCGGCGCAAAUUCGGUCCAUUAGGAUGGAAUAUACCUUACGAGUUCAAUCAGUCAGAUCUUACUGCAACCGUUCAGUUUGUUCAGAAUCAUUUGGACGAUUCGGAUAGCAAGUCUAUUUCAUGGGAGACAGUUCGAUAUAUGAUUGGAGAAGUUCAAUACGGAGGUCGUGUUACUGAUGACUAUGAUAAACGAUUACUGAUUACAUAUGCAAAGGUUUGGUUUACUGACGAGUUGUUCAAAGAAGACUUUAGUUUCUUUAAAGGUUAUAAUAUUCCUCGCGUGAAUUCUAUAUUCGAUUACAGAGAAAAAAUCAACCUUUUUCCUAAUAUUGAUUCACCAGAAGUUUAUGGUCUUCAUGCUAAUGCCGAUAUAACUUACCAGACAAACACCACACGUGAAACUCUUGAGACAAUUCUAAACAUUCAGCCAAAAGAUAGUGGAACUGGCACUGGGGAAACAAGAGAACAAGUUGUCACAAAACAAGCAAUAGAAAUGCUUUCUAAACUUCCUUCCAACUACGUAUCUUUUGAGGUUCGAGCUCGUCUUCAAAAAAUGGGAGCCUUAACACCUUUAAAUAUUUUUUUGGGACAAGAAAUUGAUCGUAUGCAAAGAGUUAUAACUUUAGUUCGAAAUACACUCACUGAUUUACAACUUGCUAUUGAAGGAACAAUAAUAAUGAGCGAGAAUCUUCGAAAUGCUUUAGAUAACAUGUUUGAUGCACGUGUCCCAACUCUUUGGCAAAAGAUAUCUUGGCAAUCAUCUACUCUUGGAUUUUGGUUUACUGAACUUAUUGAGAGAAAUCAGCAGUUUUCGACUUGGAUAUUUAACGGGCGUCCAAAGGUUUUUUGGAUGACCGGUUUCUUUAAUCCUCCAGGCUUUCUUACUGCUAUGAGACAAGAAGUUACGCGUAUGCAUAAAGGAUGGGCUUUAGAUUCUGUAAUACUACACAACGAUGUAUUAAAACAAAUGAAAGAGGAGAUUACAGCCUCACCACAGGAAGGAGUUUAUGUUUAUGGUUUAUACUUAGAAGGUUCAUCUUGGGAUAGAAAAAAUUGCAAACUCGUUGAUUCUUCUCCAAAAACUCUCUUCACUGCUUUACCCGUUGUACAUAUCUAUGCAAUCAAUAAUACAAGUUUAAAAGAUCCACGUUUAUAUAUGUGCCCUGUAUAUAAAAAACCGAAACGCACUGAUCUUACUUAUAUUACUGCGUUGAGUUUACGAACAACGCAAAAUCCUGAUUAUUGGAUUAUGAGAGGCGUUGCUUUACUGUGCGACAUCAAGUAAACUGAAGUUCUAUUUAUCAUGUUUCGAAAUAAAAUUUCUUCCAAAAUGAA
Molecule: messenger RNA, 13784 nt
Organism: Hydra vulgaris (swiftwater hydra)
Lineage: Eukaryota; Metazoa; Cnidaria; Hydrozoa; Anthoathecata; Hydridae
Product: dynein axonemal heavy chain 8
Biological process (GO): microtubule-based movement
Cellular component (GO): axonemal dynein complex
Molecular function (GO): dynein intermediate chain binding; minus-end-directed microtubule motor activity; ATP binding
Source: RefSeq, a predicted model, not a curated record